Molecule: messenger RNA, 858 nt
Organism: Miscanthus lutarioriparius
Lineage: Eukaryota; Viridiplantae; Streptophyta; Magnoliopsida; Poales; Poaceae
Source: the annotation of a GenBank genome assembly
AUGUCAGAUGGCAGGCAAUCAUACUGGUGUUACCAAUGCCGACAGAGGGUGAGGCCUCGUGGCCGGGAGAUGGUGUGUCCCUACUGUGAUUCUGGGUUUGUGGCUGAAAUGGAUGAUGUAGAUGCUCUCAUGAGCCACUUCGUUGGGAUGGAUCCUGAUUUCCAUCGUGACCCAAGGUUCGGGAUCAUGGAGGCGAUCUCCGCCGUGAUGCGGCAUGGUAUGGCAGGGAUGAACAGGGAGGUUGAUGUCAGAGGAAGGCCAAACAUCUUUUCAGACCUGGAGAUGGAGUUUGGUUCAGGGCCAUGGCUGCUCUUCCGUGGUCAGCUCCCUGGUCAUCUCACGGAGGACAAUGGAUUCGAUGUUUUCAUCAAUGGACGACGCGGUGUUGGCAUGAGGAGGGCCAACAUUGCAGACUACUUUGUUGGACCUGGAUUAGAUGAUCUUAUCGAGCAAUUGACUCAGAACGAUCGUCGAGGACCACCACCUGCUGCGCAGUCCUCGAUCGAUGCUAUGCCCACAGUUAAGAUCACUCAGAGGCAUCUCAGUGGGGACUCGCACUGCCCUGUCUGCAAGGAGAAGUUCGAGUUGGGAUCGGAAGCAAGAGAGAUGCCAUGCAAGCAUUUAUACCACUCCGAUUGCAUAGUUCCUUGGUUAGAGCAGCAUAAUUCCUGCCCUGUUUGCCGUUAUGAGCUCCCAACACAGGGUUCUACUACGGGACCAAGCUGCUCACGCACAAGAUCAACCAACCAAAGCCAGAGCUCAAGUAGUUCAAGCAGCAGUGGGAGGACCAAUGGCCGUCAAAGGAGAAGGAACCCGUUCUCGUUCCUGUGGCCUUUCCGCUCAUCAAGUUCUCGCUAG